AUGCGGUCGGUGAUAAGUCGGCUGCAGUCAUUGAGGAUCAAUCCCACACGACAAUUAUCAUGGACUCGGAACUUUUCAAGUUCCUUGAAACGACAGGAAAUUAGAGACGUUAAUAUCCUUCCAGAGCGAUUAAUCCCCAGCUAUCAUGAGUCGAACGAGAACGAUCUCCUUUCUCUUCAGUGGCCCGCGGCUCCCAGAAACAUUUUUGUCGUGAAGAAAGACUGCGCACCAGAGGUCACCCACUCGUUAAUUGAAUUCAUCAGUCACACAGCGUCUACAUAUCCAUCCCUUGGUAUCAUCUUAGAACCGAAGGUUGCGGAGGAAGUACACUUGUCGUUGCCGUUCCCCGUUUAUUCUGCCCCCUUGGACAAACUGCCCUGUGCAUUACAUAGGAAAGUGGAUCUCAGCGUUACACUAGGCGGCGAUGGAACGAUUCUGCAUGCUUCCUCCUUAUUCGCCACGUGCGUCAAUGUUCCGCCGAUGCUGUCGUUUAGCAUGGGUACGCUGGGAUUCCUUGGCGAGUGGAAGUUCAGUGAAUAUAAGCGUGCAUUUCGCGAAAUGUACAUGUCCGGUGCAGGGGUGGGAGACCGCGCCUCUGUCCUUGGGGUUCCUCACUCCUUGGGUGCCGAAGAACAAUCAGAAGUGAUUACGGGAUGGUCGUCGGUUCGCGGCAAAUCUAUGGGUUUUAAUCGAGGAGCCAGGAUUCUGAUGCGAAACCGCCUCAAAGUGGCGUUGUUUACUGCUGAUGGAAACCCCGUUGUAGCAGAUAAGUGUUCAGAGCCUGCCCAAGGUAUAGGAAGUGAGGGACUGUAUGUGAUGAAUGAAAUACUCAUCCACCGCGGAAAGGAGCCGCACCUUGCCAUUGUGGACGUAUAUGUGGGAGGAAGGUUUCUCACAGAAGCUGUGGCAGACGGCAUCAUCAUUUCCACGCCCACUGGAAGUACAGCAUACAGUCUUAGUAGCGGAGGCAGUAUCGUUCAUCCUCUUGUGCCAGCAGUACUUAUAACACCAAUCUGUGCUCGAAGCCUUAGCUUCAGGCCCUUAGUUCUGCCGGCUAGCACGCCAAUUACGCUUCGUCUGAGCGAGAAGAACCGAGGACGGGAACUGGAAAUCAGUAUCGAUGGUGUCAACAUGACUCAAGGGAUGACAGCGGGAAUGGAAGCUCGGGUGUGGAAUGAAGAGAUGCGGCACGGCAAAAAUGAAUGGCAGGGCGGGGCGCCGUGCGUGAUGCGGAGAGUUAUGGGCAGCGAGGCUCAUGAUGGCGAAGCCCAUGAUGGUUGGGUAGGAGGACUGAACUCAUUGCUCAAAUUUAACUAUCCGUUCGGGGAGUAG
Molecule: messenger RNA, 1332 nt
Organism: Aspergillus puulaauensis
Lineage: Eukaryota; Fungi; Ascomycota; Eurotiomycetes; Eurotiales; Aspergillaceae
Gene: POS5
Product: NADH kinase POS5
Exons: 3
Coding region: 1-1332 (443 amino acids)
Biological process (GO): NAD+ metabolic process; NADP+ biosynthetic process
Molecular function (GO): NAD+ kinase activity
Source: RefSeq, a predicted model, not a curated record